UUGCAGAAAUAUAAUUAAUAGUAUACAAAAAUGUCCUGGGAAAAAUUCUUCUGGGGCCGAUAUGGAGGCGAAGCUUAUAGAACCUUCAACCGGCUCAGACUUCCUUUUAACUUCGUGCAGGUCAUGAGAGACUUUAUGUCAUUAAUAUUAUUCGCUCAUAUUGCUGCAUCUUAUUUAAUCCUAGGAGGAUACAACUUAUUAUACUUUACUUUUUGGGGACUCCAUAUGACUUAUAUCUCCCUACAACUAAAUUCUGCAGCUGCUCAAGACCAGAAAGAUCACCCAGCUGUUGUACAAGGUCCUCUCAGGCUGAGAUGGAGGAUGGCGGUAAUAGUUUUCCAGAUCACUCUUGUAACAGAGAUAAUAGUGACCCUCUUCUUUUUCGGGUUACUUUGGGAAACUCCUGAGGAGAUGACUACCAUUCACCUAUUUGCCAUAAGUAUCCAUGUAACUCCAUUGGUUUUCUUGUUAUUCGACUUCUUCGUCCAGAAAUGGGUGUUCAGGCCCUCGCAUAUUUGGUUCACUGUUGCCACGGUGGCAAUUUACCUAGUACUGAACUUUAUUUUCGUCAUGGCCACAGGGCUGUUAAUAUACCCUGUGCUUAAAUGGAAUGACCUGGUAUCAGUAGUUAUAGUCGUAUAUUCCUUCUUGAUUCCUGCUGUUAUUCAUGAACUGCUGAUGAUGAUUAGUAAGAUAAAUCUAAAAAAACUCAGCGAGAUUCCCCUGACCCAUACUAACAAGUUGAAUCUGACCGGUUAG
This is a messenger RNA of Moneuplotes crassus, 759 nucleotides long. NCBI's taxonomy places the organism in Eukaryota, Ciliophora, Spirotrichea, Euplotida, Euplotidae. The record is from the annotation of a GenBank genome assembly.